Rhipicephalus microplus (southern cattle tick) is the source of this 966-nucleotide messenger RNA. RefSeq lists its product as uncharacterized. NCBI's taxonomy places the organism in Eukaryota, Metazoa, Arthropoda, Arachnida, Ixodida, Ixodidae. The record is from RefSeq and is a predicted model, not a curated record.
GCAACUGCUUGGCCUUGUGGUGCUGUGCAGGGAUGGCUCCGUAGAAGGGCUCAUUGUGGGUGAAGAACUUCAGGUGCUUUUUCAGAAGGUUAUGCAGCUGACCCUGAAGUCCAAUGUGUUACAUGCAAGCACUGCCCUUGCCUACUUCGUGUUUGUUCUCAAAGCUGCUGACAUGGAUACUCACAGUGCAGCCACAUUGCUGAUAUCCAAUGACCAGUGGUUGCAAUGGUUCGAGUCUCAACUAGCUGCAGGGACACCACAUGCUUGGCCCCUUCUUGCUGCACUGUUCGGUAUUCACCAACGUUUCAAACUUUCGACAACUUACACCAUACGUAUUACCAAGCAAAACUUCCUGCGUGAACUUGGCCACGGCGACCCUGAUCGUGCAUUGCCUGCUUUGACAGCGCUGCCAGGCUUGUUGGGCAAAUCUUCACUGGCCCAGAUAUCGUUGCACUACCCUGACUGCAGCAACAUUGUCUAUAUCUUGGCCUCACAUAUUGCCAAGCAGGACACCCAGUUACAAACGUCUGCACUGAACUGCCUGGAGGUGGUGCUACCUUAUGCACAGAUUUUGGCUGAUAUGGAAGGUUACCUAAACGACCUAUCAGCCCACCCGUGGUUAAUUCAUGUGCUACUGCUCAGCUCUUCGGAUGAAGACUGUGCCAGGCUGCUGAAUGGGAUGCUUCAAGGUGACAUUGUGAGUGAGUUGCUGGCAAGCCACCUACCACUGAUUGUUGAAAGGCUUCACAAGGAUGGCAGCAGCCAGGCACAGGCUGUCGCUGCCAAGCUUCUAUCUGGAGUGUACAGCGCUUGGCUCAGCAAGGACGUUGAAGGAGAACUUCGAGAACUGCUUUCCCCGAUUGUGCCUGCCACCGGUGGUGACACUCCAGGUGUUAGCGAUCUCAGUGACUAUGAGGCGCUCGCUUUUUAUAUACUAUAAUAAAGUCAUUUAUUUCAGCAGCUAAA